AUGCUAAAUACAAAAGGGAGAAAACUUUUUGGCUAUUUGUAUAGAUUCUUUUUGUGGUACCAAAUACUGAGUGUUGUCCUAUCUGCAACAAGGAGUUACACAAUGUACUUGAUCAGUAGUGACUCUGACUUCCAUGCAACAAUUUAUUUCUGA
This is a messenger RNA of Paramecium octaurelia, 153 nucleotides long. Lineage: Eukaryota; Ciliophora; Oligohymenophorea; Peniculida; Parameciidae. The record is from the annotation of a GenBank genome assembly.